ACAAAAUCACUUGGGCAGCAACAGAGAAGGUUUUUCUGGAAAGGAAGUGGCCAAGAAGGGUCUGGCCAAGAUGACGGGGAGGGUGGAGAUUCUCCAGACUCUGCUAAUGAAGGAAACGGUGCUGGUGAUGGGAGCGAGGGUAACAAUGGAGAUCAGCAAGGGGGCGGGGAGCAACCCCCUAGACACCCAACCGGUCCCGCAAUACCGAUGGUAUCUUUGGCUACAAUGAAUGUUCCUGAAGUCUUCACUCCAUUACCAGUGAUUGCUGUUCAGCGAAAUCCUGUUUUUCCAAAAUUCAUAAAAAUAAUUGAGAUCAGCAACAAACCACUUAUAGAACUUCUUCGGAAAAAGGUGCGUCUAUCCCAGCCAUAUGCAGGUGUUUUCCUUCGGAAAGAUGACACGGAAGUUGACACGGAGGUCAUAGAGGACUUGGAUAAAGUCUACCCUUUGGGUACAUUUGUACAGAUUCAUGAGAUGCAAGAUCUAGGUGAUAGACUUCGUAUGAUCGUUAUGGGACAUAGAAGGAUCAAGAUAACAUCCACAGUAGACAGUGCUGAAGUGUUUCCAGUUGAAGACCCCAAACCCAAGGAGUUAAAGGAGGAGGGUCAAGAGAUGAUGGAAGAGAAGGAAGAUGAUAAAGACAUUACAUCCAUCCCUACAAACCAGGUUUAUAUGGCAGAGGUAGAAAACAUUACGCAUGAACCCUUCAAAACUAGCGAUGAAAUCAAGGCAUUAACUGCUGAAGUGGUAAAGACUGUUAGAGACAUUAUUUCGCUGAAUCCUUUGUACAGAGAGUCUGUAGCCCAGAUGAUCCAGGCAGGUCAGAGAGUGAUUGACAAUCCAGUGUACCUCAGUGAUUUAGGUGCUGCAUUGACUGGUGCUGAGUCGCAUGAGUUACAGGAAGUCCUGGAGGAGAUGAAUAUAACUAAAAGGCUAAUGCUGGCCCUUAAUCUUCUCAAGAAAGAAUACGAAGUGAGCAAACUGCAGCAGCGUCUCGGCAAAGAGGUGGAGGACAAAGUCAAGACGUCACAUCGUCGCUUUAUGCUUCAGGAGCAGCUGAAGAUUAUUAAGAAGGAGCUUGGGUUGGAAAAGGACGACAAGGACGCCAUCGAGGAGAAAUUCAGAGAAAGACUCAAGGGCAAGGAGGUACCUCAACCAGUGAUGGAUGUCAUUGAUGAAGAGAUGAACAAACUCUCCUUUCUUGAUAACCACUCCUCAGAGUUCAGUGUGACCCGUAACUAUCUGGACUGGUUGACCUUGUUACCUUGGGGUGUAUGGAGUGAAGAAAACCUUGAGAUUAAAGAAGCUAAGGAUAUCUUAGAACGAGAUCAUUACGGCAUGGACGACGUCAAGAAAAGGAUCCUGGAAUUCAUCGCAGUCAGUCAGCUGAAGGGAACAACCCAGGGUAAAAUCUUGUGCUUCUAUGGUCCACCAGGGGUUGGUAAGACCAGCAUUGCUAGGUCAAUUGCCAACGCUCUAAACAGAGAGUAUUUCAGAUUCAGUGUUGGUGGUAUGACUGACGUUGCAGAAAUCAAAGGACACCGACGAACGUAUGUUGGGGCCAUGCCUGGUAAAGUCAUUCAGUGUCUGAAAAAAGUCAAGACUGAAAAUCCACUCAUUCUGAUAGAUGAGGUGGACAAGAUAGGCAAGGGUUACCAAGGCGACCCAUCCUCAGCGUUACUAGAGCUACUCGAUCCGGAACAGAAUUCUAAUUUCUUGGAUCACUACCUGGAUGUCCCUGUAGAUCUCAGCAAGGUUCUGUUUAUCUGCACUGCUAAUGUGAUCGAUACCAUACCAGAACCACUUCGAGAUCGGAUGGAACUGAUUGACGUUUCUGGUUAUGUGCCUCAAGAGAAAGUAGCUAUUGCUCAGCAAUAUCUAAUACCUCAAGCUCGUGAGAACACCGGUAUUGACCAAGAUAAGGUCACGAUUGACGAGGAUGUAUUGAGCAUGCUCAUCAAAUCCUACUGCAGAGAGAGUGGUGUACGUAGUCUACAAAAACAUAUAGAAAAAAUAUUCCGCAAAGCUGCCUAUAAGAUUGUGAACAAGGAGGCAGAUGGUGUUGAGGUCAUCACUCAUGAGAAUCUUCAUGACUUUGUUGGGAAACCCAUCUUCACGAGUGAACGAAUGUAUGAUAAAACCCCUGCUGGUGUGGUCAUGGGUCUAGCAUGGACAGCCAUGGGUGGUUCGACUCUCUACAUUGAGUCCGUCGUUCGAAGGAGAGUAUCGGAUGAAAACAAAGAAUCCACUGGCUCCCUGGAGAUAACUGGUAACCUUGGUGAUGUGAUGAAAGAAAGUGUUCAAAUUGCAUACACUGUGGCCAAGUCGUUCCUACUGGCUGAAAAAACAGGCAAUAGUUUCCUGGAGACGAAUCAUAUACAUUUACAUGUGCCUGAGGGUGCCACGCCCAAAGAUGGACCAAGUGCAGGUUGCACCAUAGCAACAGCUCUGACAUCAUUGGCUCUGAAUCGUCCAAUCAGACAGAAUAUUGCAAUGACGGGCGAGGUUUCGCUGACUGGCAAGAUCUUACCGGUUGGUGGUAUCAAGGAAAAGAUCAUUGCGGCUCGAAGGGCCGGGGUGGAUUGCAUUAUCCUACCAGCUGAAAACAGGAAAGAUUUCUCUGACUUGCCCAACUUCAUCACAGAAGGACUAGAGGUUCAUUUUGUGGAGAACUACAUGGAGAUUUACAGGAUAGUUUUUCCAUAAAUAGAAGAUUUAUAAGAAGGCCUUGAGACACACAGCAAUUUUUACAGGCAACAUGGAGGCUACAAACUGGCAGGCCAGAAAUUUCAUGGAAACCAUGGACUCUGUUGCCCUGGUCUUGGCCUUGGUGCCCCUUCAAAAGUUUCCCAUUUACUUUUAGAUUUUUCAAUGGAAGUG
This is a messenger RNA of Asterias rubens (European starfish), 2880 nucleotides long. Its product is annotated as lon protease homolog, mitochondrial-like. The record is from RefSeq and is a predicted model, not a curated record. Gene Ontology annotation, molecular function: ATP binding; ATP-dependent peptidase activity; serine-type endopeptidase activity. The transcript is spliced from 21 exons. The coding region runs from base 208 to 2706 and encodes 832 amino acids. Gene Ontology annotation, cellular component: mitochondrial matrix. Lineage: Eukaryota; Metazoa; Echinodermata; Asteroidea; Forcipulatida; Asteriidae. Gene Ontology annotation, biological process: chaperone-mediated protein complex assembly; protein catabolic process; protein quality control for misfolded or incompletely synthesized proteins.